UUUAUUGUCGAUCGUGUGACAGAUGUCAGGCUGGUCCCAUUGAAGGCAGAUGCCUUACACACCUUUGGGAAGCGGGGUUCCAGCCUUAGGGCGUUUGGUUUGUUAGCCCCCCUUCCCCACUUCUCGCAGAAUGAGGAGAUCGAGGCGAUGGCGGCCAUCUACGGCGAGGAGUGGUGUGUCAUCGAUGACGGCGCCAAGAUCUUCUGUAUCAGGAUCAGCGACGACAUAGACGACCCCAAGUGGACGCUCUGCCUGCAGGUGAUGCUGCCGGACGGGUACCCAGGCACAGCGCCCCCCGUGUACCAGCUGAAUGCUCCUUGGCUUAAGGGGCAAGAACGGGCAGAUCUGUCGAACAGCCUGGAGGAGAUCUACAUACAGAAUAUUGGUGAAAGUAUUCUUUACCUCUGGGUGGAGAAAAUAAGAGACGUCCUAAUACAAAAAGCUCAGAUGGCAGAACCAGGCCCAGAGGUGAAGCAGAAGACGGAGGAGGAAGACGUGGAGAGCGAAGACGACGUCCUCGUGGCGUGCCAGCCCGAGGCUCCGGGGCGAGCGCUGGGCUUCGAUGUCGGUGACAGUCAGACGGCCGGUACAGCAGCCAGGGUGGCUGAAAUGGAAGAGCUGCCGCCGAUCGACCACGGCGUCCCCAUCACCGACCGACGGAGCACCUUUCAGGCGCACCUGGCUCCCGUGGUCUGCCCCAAGCAGGUGAAAAUGGUUCUUGCCAAAUUAUAUGAGAACAAGAAAAUCGCUAGCGCCACCCACAACAUCUACGCGUACCGAAUAUUCUGUGAGGACAAGCAGACCUUCCUGCAGGACUACGAUGACGAUGGGGAGACGGCGGCCGGCGGGCGCCUGCUGCACCUCAUGGAGGUCCUGAACGUGCGGAACGUGCUGGUGGUGGUGUCACGCUGGUACGGCGGCGUCCUGCUGGGGCCCGACCGCUUCAAGCACAUCAACAACUGCGCCCGGAGCAUCCUGGUGGAGAGGAGCUACGCCGGCUCGCCGGAGGAAUCAUCAAAGGCUUUGGGAAAGAACAAAAAAGUGAGAAAGGACAAGAAGAGGAGUGAACAUUAACAGCCGAUACGACUUAGCGGUCAUCUUACCUGUAAUCAGACGCAGGCUCCUACCCCAUCGGAUGUCGGUGCAGGGAGGGGCCCCGCGGCCCCGCAGCCACUCAUCACGACACCAGCGUCAUCGCCUCCCCUCGGCCACGUCCUCCGCCAGCACCAGACCCUGUGAGCACCCUGCGCCCAGCACUUCGCCCGCGAGGGAGGCAGCAGCUGCUGGGGCGGCGCCUGGACGGUCGCCUCGGCCGCGUCAAGUGCCUUUGUCGGUGGGAGCGCCGUCUCGGGAGGAGGGGCCGCGCCUGCUUCUUGUGGGGACGCGUUUUGCUGAGGGACACGCCUCGCGCUGCUCUUCGGCUCGUGGAGAGGACUCGCUGAGGACGGACCUGGGAGCUCCCUCCUGUGGUUUCAGUCCUCAGCGUGUCGCCCCUGAGGGUGGGCGAGGCGGGCGCAGGCCUGUCCCCGGCCACCAGGUGCAGGCGCGACUGUCUCACCUGUGCUGGCAGGAGCGUGUGCCUCCGUCCCUGUUGGUGACUGAAUUUCAGAAAGCGGUUUUCUCGCCUCUGCCUUUUGGUUUCGUCCUUGUGAUGGGAAGCGGUGAACAUGGUGCCAGGAGCUCCCCCCGCCCCGAGAUGUGUCCGUUCUGCUUCUUCGGCCGGAGUCCCUUUCCUGUGACACCCACUGGGGAACGGGGGCUGUGCUGGGCGCGAGGCUGUGGCUGAGGAGGAGAGAGGACGGGAGAGGGAGAGGGAGAAACAUCAGUGAUGAGACAGAACCAUGGAUCGGCCGCCU
Messenger RNA from Myotis davidii, 1856 nucleotides. It is a transcript of the gene IMPACT, whose product is annotated as impact RWD domain protein. Gene Ontology annotation, cellular component: cytoplasm. Gene Ontology annotation, molecular function: protein binding. NCBI's taxonomy places the organism in Eukaryota, Metazoa, Chordata, Mammalia, Chiroptera, Vespertilionidae. The record is from RefSeq and is a predicted model, not a curated record. The transcript is spliced from 11 exons. Gene Ontology annotation, biological process: regulation of translational initiation. Bases 148 to 1074 code for a protein of 308 amino acids.